CUACAAGAAGAAUGGUUGGCUUGGCUGCAAAUAGCUUCGUGCUCCUCGUCGUGUCUUCUGUGCGUAGCCUAGAAAAAUAUUUACAGGAUGGUGUGCAUGAGGUUAUAUAUUAUAAUUGUGGCUGUAGUUGAUUGUGUAAGUUAUCGAUUUUAAGGAGACUGAGGGAGGGAAUGAGAUCUGUAAUGCAAAAUUUUGGAAGGGAAGUUAGGAGAACGGUAAAAACUAUAGAAACAGAAAGGGAAGUUAUUAUGGGCAUUCAAAACACACAGGCUGCCUCAGGUUGAGAUGGGGCCAGCCCUGCGUAUUUUCCAAGCAGUCUGGCAUAAUAGUAUACUAGUGGUGUGAGUCUUCCUAAUAUUAAAGCUGGAGCCUUCAAAAGUACAUUAGUAAAAUUCGCACAGGUUUUUCUGAUCUUGCUUAAGAGUAUAUUCCUUAAACUAUGUGAAACUACAUAGUGAAACAGAUUUUCACUGUUUCUUGCUGUUCACUGUGUUGAAUUUAGAUUGAGGUGUAUUUUAGUGAUAAAAUGAGAAGGUGGGAGAUGUAUCUGGGUGUAGUCUACGAGAGGCUCCUACAGUUAAAUUUCCCAAAGCAAACUGUCUCUAUAUGGUAUGGAUGGUAGAAUGUUAUAUUAAAGAGCAAGUAAUGCAAACAUACGAUAACAGAUAUGAAUCUCAAAUGCAACUCGGACCCUUCAGGGAAAAAAAUAAAAGCCAGCAGCUUGUUUAUUUUUAUGCAACCAAUGUGACGAACCAAAGGCUUGUCAAAGCCGCAUACCAGUAUAACACGGUACUGACUAGGGCCAGUAAAUAAACAAGUUGCACUUUACGGGAAAAACGCCUUUACUACUUUUCUUUCUUUCCUGGGGAUUGAGUUUUGUGUAUGAGGAGUUUAUACGCAUGCAUAGCCUGCAAAGCAAGCAGGUAUUUACACAUGAAAAUGUUACCCAUAAAUGUGGAACUGAUAUUGAAAGCUGCUUAACUUUUUAAGCGCUGCAAUGUUUUUAGCGGAGGAAGGUGGGAAACAAGAUAACAAUAUGUUUCAGCUUCUAUGACUUUGAGCAUCAGUAUGGCUGAUGUACUGUACUUGUUUAGAAGAGUCCGUGAAAAAAGGAAGCGAAGGAGGUUUUAUCCCGCAAACCGUAUAUACAGAAACCGUCACUCUUUUUUGGAUCUCACUGAGGAACAGGUGUUGCAUCGCUACUCUCUGGAUAAGCAGGCUAUCCAUGACUUGUGUGAAGAAUUGAGAAGGGACUUGGAGAGUGCCACAGGCAGAAGUCACGCAAUUCCUGUAGCAGUAAAAGUUACUUCAGCCCUCUGCUUUUUAGCCUCAGGCUCUUUUCAGGCAUCAACAGGGGACACCACAGGUAUCAGCCAGUCAGCAAUGUCCAGCAGUCUCACACAGUUUUUAGAUGCACUUGUGCGCCGGGCCAACCAGUAUGUCUGCUUUCCACUGUUUCUGCAGCAACAGCAGCAGGUAAAGCGCGAGUUCUUUGACAUUGCUGGUUUUCCAUGCAUCCUUGGUGUAGUUGAUUGUAUGCACGUUGCUCUUCGAGCUCCACCAGAGAAUGAUGCUUUUUACCGGAACAAAAAGAACUUUCACUCUAUGAACAUGCUUGUAGUGUGUGAUGCCAAAUGCCUGAUCACCAAUGUUGUAGCCAAGUUCCCAGGAUCAUGCCAUAAUGCCUACAUUUUGAGGCAGUCUGCCUUGGCUAACCUGCUAGACGAAACUAAUGACCUUGGUGCUUGGAUAUUGGGUAACAGUGCUUACCCACUUAAAAAAUGGUUGAUGACACCAAUUGCCAAGCCUGAGUCUCCAGCUGAAGAGAAGUACAACAAGUCACACCACAACACCAUUGCCGUGAUAAAGCGUACCUUCAGUAUCUUGAAGAAGAGGUUCCGCUGCAUUGACAAGCCUGGGGGCUCCCUGCAGUACAGCCCACAGAAAGUGUGCCAGAUCUUCUUAGCCUGCUGCAUUUUGCAUAACAUUGCAUUGGCAAGGAACAUUCCAGUAGAAAUUGAGGAUACUCCAUAUGACAGUAACUCAGAGGAUGAAGACCUCACAGAUGUCCUCCAAACCAUCACCAAUGAAGACUCUAAAGAAGUAUUGGCUGUGAGGGCAAAGCUGGUCAAGAAUUACUUCUAGCUUGUCAUUCUGCUGUGGCAGACUAAAAGCAUCUGCAUGCUUACUUGAGAGAGAGUGAGAAAGGAACAAAGGAGGGGGGUUAUAUUUUGUGAUGUGGUCAUGGAGGAAAUUGCAAGAUUCUGAUCUGGAUAAUUUAAAUUUUCUAGAGAAUUUACUAAGAAGACCCCACUUCAGUUGUCUCCUCUUCAUUCAAUAAAUGUAUCAUCGGAGCACUUUACUGUAGCAUUAGCCCUUUCAAUGAAUAAUUCUGACAGAUGUUGCAAUAACCAGACCAGUCUGGUGGUGUAAAGGGGGCUAUAUUUUUAUUUCAUUUUGAGCUGUAUGGUUGAUAGUUAAAGUAAAACUUUAAAUGCAUGCAGUGGAGAACUUGGUAUCCUAUUAGACAGUAUUUUCCAGUGGGAUGUUUGUCACAGACUUGUAUGAAUGGCUAGGUGCUCUGAUUUCUUUCAGGUCCAUAAUGAUAAGCUGCAAACCUAGUUUGUCACACCUUUUACCCUGAAGGGUAUUGGACAUUAGACUUUUUCACUAUUGACCUGUAACCUUUAUCCAAUGACUCCAGGUACAUAUUCUUUCCUAACUAAAUGUGGGCACAGACACACUCCAGAUGGGCAAAAGCACUUUUUUUCUGAAGAACAUUACUACUUUUGUUGAGGUACAUUUUGCUUUGUCAAGUUUUAUGUUUUACACUUCUGUUUUGCAGAUCUGCAUUUUUAGCUUAGGGAUGCUAGUCUCUUGAAAUGGUAAAAUGAAUUUUGAAUUUGUAUGUGCUUCUUUAACUGUGCCAUAGUGUUCUAGAUCAUCUGACUGACAUUUCACAGUUUAGAUUGAAAAGGAUUUGAAGGUAUGAAGUCAUCUCCAGCACCAUAAACUAGAAUGCACAUCAUUAAUGUGAAUUCUGCUGCUUCAAAGCAUGCAUGUCCAUGUGCCCUUUAAGCUACUUUUUAGGGAACAUGACAGUGGAGCUUAGUAAGCACAAAAUAAGAUCUUUCGGGGGGGGGGGGGUGAAUCUGUCCAUGUUGUGUUUGUCAGAAAAUACUCUUAUUAUUCAUGUUCCUUAUUCUUUUACAUAAGUAUGGCAUAUUCACAUAACUUACUCCUUUUAAAUAAGGAUGCAUGCCAGCCUCCUCCGUGUUUGUGGUGGUGUUCAUGAAACUUACCACAGUGUGAGAAAAUUAAAUUCUAGCUAUGGAAAGUCAUUGUACAUAUGUGCCAUUAAACUAGCUUCAGCAUAAUUAAAUGUAUUUUCAAGUAUUAUAUAGUGAUAGUGUGCCUAUAAUAAGGACUGGCAAACAAAACAGAUGACAUUGAUGGAACUUUUAUGCAGUUAUUUUCUUAGUACAAUCAUUUGGUUAACUGAUGCAUUUGAGGGCCAUUUUGUUGAAUUUUACAAAUUUCUCCUGAGAUUGCACGACCUCAGAGGAUGUUAUAUUAAGUGAGGAGGGGGUGUUUGUGGAGGUCUAACACAUCUCUCCCUCAUUGUUUCAGUCUGUUUGUGUAACAUAACUUGACACAUGGUACCAUCCAUUUUUUAAAAACUUUAAGCACUUUUUUGUGUUAACUGUUGGACAUGGUUUGAAAUGAAAGAGUUUUAUUUUGGUAUGAAGAUCCCAUGAUUCAAGUUUAAAGGGAAUUUGGCCAUUCUUCCUGUAUUAUGAUUGUAAAAACUGCUUGCAGAAUUGCACAGUGCUUUUUCCCUUCUGUGAGUACACUAUUAACUGAAAAUCAUGUCUUAAACAAAGAACAGUUGAGUUUUCUUAGGUUGUGUCCUGUGUGAUGAAUGUCUUGCUGGAAUUUUAAGAUGUUAUUGGUGAUGCAACCAAAGUUGCACUACACUGGACCAUGCAGUAAUUGCUGACUACAGAACUCCAUAAAGCGACUUUGUGAGAGAGUACAGAAACGAGUAAGACUGCAACUUCUGCAUUCACAUUUCAUAUCUUGGGAUGAAUUGCACUGGUGGGUUCAUGAUCUUUAAAGUGAAUCAAGAUGCCUUGUUUUCAUCCCAGGACAAAAAUCAGAAAACAGUAUUCUUUAGCACAUUUAAAUUAGGAUGAUUUUGCAUCUGUUCAGACUUAUGACAGUCUGAUGAAAUCCUCUCUUUAAACAGUCUUGGUAGAUAUACCUUGAGGGAAGUGUAUUACUUUAAAGGAGCCUUGCAUUGUUCUGUGUUCAUUGAUGGGAUUUAAACUGUUUCUCAUGUAAGGACUUCUGCUUUCAGAAAAGCUGGAGAUGGUCAUGUUUAACCAGUCAGAAAGCACCGUUUUCUUGGUUUGUUUCAUUGUCUUUGUUUUGUUUGUGGUUUGAAUGAAGUAUUGUAAGGUAUUGUAAAUGAUCUUGACUCUCUCACUUGUAAGCUGUCCACCUUCACUAUAUUAAAGGGGUACUAUCUCCUUCCUGAAA
Messenger RNA from Protopterus annectens (West African lungfish), 4542 nucleotides. RefSeq names its product putative nuclease HARBI1. The record is from RefSeq and is a predicted model, not a curated record. The transcript is spliced from 2 exons. NCBI's taxonomy places the organism in Eukaryota, Metazoa, Chordata, Ceratodontiformes, Protopteridae. Bases 1051 to 2145 code for a protein of 364 amino acids.